Molecule: messenger RNA, 2640 nt
Organism: Periophthalmus magnuspinnatus
Lineage: Eukaryota; Metazoa; Chordata; Actinopteri; Gobiiformes; Gobiidae
Product: multiple epidermal growth factor-like domains protein 6
Exons: 22
Coding region: 127-2538 (803 amino acids)
Molecular function (GO): calcium ion binding
Source: RefSeq, a predicted model, not a curated record
ACACUCAGAGCAGACUGGAGUUCGCAUUUGGAGAAGCGACAAAAGCUUUGUGGCAUCUUUAAAAUUCUUUGACCUGCUGUGGAGAUACACACAUCUGGCCCAGUAAAUUCAACAGGGAUUCUGGUGAUGAAUCACCUGUGGACUCAGCUGUCAGCACUGCUCCUGCUCGUGUCCUUCUGUCAGCCUCUGAGCCCCGAGGAGAAUGAAGUCCUGAAGCCUCCCCAGGUCACCAAGAGCCUGUUGGUCGACAAUGUUAUCGGAAAUAUAAGUGAAACUACAACUACACCUACCACUUCUCCUCUUUGGAACACAACAAUGACUGAAGUUCAGAAAUCUACUUCAGCAUUUUACUGUCCAGGAAACCAAAUCCUUCUGGAGAACAGCACUGAGUGUGGCUGUCCGCUCCACCUGGUGAAGGACAGGGACAACUGCUCCUGUCCGCCAGGCUUCACUCUGGUGGGAGAGAUGGAGUGUGAAGAUGUAGAUGAGUGCGGUGAAGAGGCAUCUGGUCGUUGUGGUCCUGAUGCCAUCUGCAGUAACACCCCUGGGUCAUACUCCUGUAGCUGUCUUCAUGGUUACUUGAUGGGAGCAGCAGGAUGCCAAGAUAUAGAUGAAUGUGAACUAGCUAGAGUGACGGGACUGCAGGCCUGCCCGGGCAAUGCUGAGUGCAAAAACAAUAUUGGGUCUUUCACCUGUUUGUGCCCUUUGGGAUAUGUAAUGGAUUUAAAUGGAAAAGCCUGUGUUGAUGUGGAUGAGUGCAGCUUUGAAGAGCAGUGUCGUCGUGAGUUGGGGAACGUCUGUAUGAAUACUCCAGGCAGCUUCCUGUGCCAGUGCAGGCCAGGCUUCCGAGCAGAGCACCCCUCAUGUGUCGAUGUGGAUGAGUGUGCAGAGAGUCCCGAGGUGUGCGCCGGUCAGAGUAUGUGUGAAAACUCGCUUGGGAGCUACAAGUGUGUUUGUCAACCAGGUUACCAUGGAAACGGCACACACUGCAAAGAUAAAAAUGAGUGCUUGUCCGGUGACCAUGGCUGUGACACCAAUGCUCGCUGUGGAAACAUUAUUGGCUCCUAUUUCUGCCAAUGCUAUCAAGGCUUUAACGGAGAUGGACACUCCUGCUUUGAUGUUGAUGAGUGUGCAAUGAACAAUGGCCAGUGUGCACAUAACUGUACUAAUGAAUCAGGAAGUUACCGCUGUCAGUGUGCUUCAGGGUACCAACUCGACAAAGAUGGACGUAACUGUACAGAUGUGGAUGAGUGUUUGGCCCUCAGUGGAAGUUGUGCGCAUGGUUGUAUUAACACACAGGGAUCUUAUGAAUGUGCCUGCAGGCCUGGAUACCAGCUGCAUAUCGACGGCUCCACCUGUGUGGACAUUGAUGAAUGUAAACUGCAGAAUGGUGGAUGCUCUCACAUCUGCACCAACUCUCUUGGAGGACACCUUUGUCACUGUCCACCUCCACUACUUUUGCACACAGAUAACCUCACAUGCAAGAAUGUAACAUCCUGCAAGUGGAGAAAUGGUGGCUGUGAACACAUGUGCUCUGUGAGGGCUGAUGGACAGAUCCAGUGCAGUUGUAGAGAGGGCUGGAAACUGGACUCAGAUCUGUGGAGUUGUUUGGAUGUUAAUGAGUGUGGGGACUUCAUGAAUGGAGGCUGUGAGCAACUGUGCAUAAAUCAUCCUGGUGGCUUCAACUGCUCAUGCAGAGAGGGCUACGCUGUGAGAACAGACGACCCUACAAAGUGCCAAUCCGUGUGUGAUCCUCCUUGUCAAAAUGAUGGUGUGUGUGUGGCCCCAAAUAGCUGUGACUGUCCACCAGGUUAUCCAGGACCAGGCUGCUCAGCCAUGUGCUCUCCCCCUUGUGCACACGGGGGCAGCUGUAUAAGGUGGAACAAAUGCUUGUGUCCAACAGGCUGGACUGGAAUAGGCUGCCACACAGCGGUUUGUGAAUUGCCCUGCGCUAAUGGUGGUCGCUGUGUGGGGCCUGAAACAUGCCAGUGUCCCUCUGAUUACACAGGCCCCCAGUGUCUAUUGCCCCUCUGCACACCUGCUUGUCAAAAUGGAGGGAGAUGUGUAGAUGUGAACAAAUGUAUUUGUGUGGGGGGAUGGCAAGGAGCACGCUGCCAGAUAGAACCUGUACAGUGUCAAAAGCCUUGUACAAAUGGAGGAGUAUGUGUAGGUCUUAACAGGUGCCGCUGUACCAAAGGAUUCAUUGGGGUUUACUGUGAAACAGCGGUGACCAUUCCAUGCGUUCCACCCUGCCAACACGGAGGUACAUGCAGCCCUCACAACACGUGCACCUGUGCUGCAGGCACCACCGGCCUCCGCUGUGAACGACUGACAUGCCCAAUGGUUACUACAGUGGUCAGUAUGGCUCGAGCGGUAAGGAAGGCAUUCAGAGAAAGUUAUGUUGAUCGCUGUGGACCUCUUGGUAUACAGCUUUGCACUAAAUACAGGAUGAACCAGGCACGAGUGUAUGUGCAGGCAUAUAGAGUGGGAUAUAAAACUCAGUGUCCAGAGAAGAAGAACACACAAACCACUGUUUAAACAAUGUCACCAGGAAACAGUAGCCCACCAACAAGUAGGCUAUGGUUAACAAAACGUGAACUAAAAUAUUUUUUCAAAUUUAUCACAGAUGGGAGCUACAUU